Molecule: messenger RNA, 204 nt
Organism: Aureobasidium uvarum
Lineage: Eukaryota; Fungi; Ascomycota; Dothideomycetes; Dothideales; Saccotheciaceae
Source: the annotation of a GenBank genome assembly
AUGGCUGAGGAAGAGAACAAGAAAGUUAUCCCGCACGAGGAGGAGAACAAGAAGGCUUGGGAGAAGGGCGGCGCAAAGUACAGCAGCAAAGCAUACAGCGAAUACUUUGAUCCUUGUCAAGAAGCCGCCGACAGAAGUCUGAGGUGUCUACGAAGAAAUGGCGGCGACAAGGCGCUUUGCUCGGACUACUUUGAGUAUGAUUAA